Messenger RNA from Exophiala mesophila, 1485 nucleotides. RefSeq lists its product as uncharacterized. The transcript has 10 exons. Lineage: Eukaryota; Fungi; Ascomycota; Eurotiomycetes; Chaetothyriales; Herpotrichiellaceae. The coding region runs from base 223 to 801 and encodes 192 amino acids. Gene Ontology annotation, cellular component: cytoplasm. The record is from RefSeq and is a predicted model, not a curated record. Gene Ontology annotation, biological process: positive regulation of cytoplasmic translation. Gene Ontology annotation, molecular function: zinc ion binding; translation regulator activity; mRNA binding.
CUCGCUCUCACGCACUGACUUGACUGCGCCUGGUUGCUACCAAACCUGCAAACUCCAAUUCCUCCAUUGCUUUUGCCAUUCUUUGGUCCCAUCAAUCUCAGUAACCUGAUUCAUCCUGGAUCAAAUCAGUUCAUCCCUUUCAUCUCACCGUUGUCCUCUGUCGUCUCUGUGGUCCAUCUCUCCUCUCAACACACAAUAACCAAUCUCUUUUACCCUAUCAUCAUGGAUCGUGGUUGCUACACAUGCGGUGACUCGUCUCACCAGGCUCGUGAUUGCCCUAAGAAGGGAAACCCUACCUGCUAUAAUUGUGGAGGCGAAGGCCACGUCAGCCGAGAGUGCACCGCAGCUCCCAAACCCAAAUCUUGCUACAAAUGUGGACAAGAGGGUCAUCUCGCCCGUGAGUGCCCUACCGCUGCUGGUCCUGGUGGCGCUGGAGCUGGCGCUGGCUGGGGCAGCGGCGGUGGAUAUGGAGGCGGCCCUUCCUACGGAGGUGGUCCCUCUCGGGAAUGCUAUCGUUGUGGCGGUCAAGGUCAUAUAGCACGUGACUGUACUUCUUCCGGCGGUCAAGGCGGGUACGGCGGUGGCUAUGGCAGCCGUGGCGGCGGCGGGCAGACUUGUUACUCCUGCGGCGGUAUCGGACACAUGUCUCGUGACUGCACCCAAGGUCGAUCCUCCAAAUGCUACAACUGUGGCGAACAAGGUCAUCUGUCUCGUGAUUGCCCAUCGGAACCAAGCCAAGAGCGCAUCUGCUACAAGUGCAAGCAACCAGGUCACUUGCAGUCUGCCUGUCCCAAUGCCUAGGAUGGACCCCUUUUCGGCACCCCAGUCUCUCUUUUCCUUUCUAGUGCCAUUUCCGAAAAACAUGGUUCCAUGGAUGUCCGCUUCUUCAGCAUCACUCAUGAUGUCAUGACCAAAAAUGCAUUCUUACAAAUUCUACGACGAUUUCAAUACGAAAAGUGUUUCAUGCCGGUGGAUCGCGAACGGACUUUAUCCUGGGUAUCCUCAACCAUUAUACGGAUGUGGUGGACAAGGAAAGCCUUCUGCUGUGAGGCCAAGUGAAGUCCUGACGAUGGGAUUCGAAGGCCCUUUUUGCAGUGCAGACCCCAAAAAAUUUGCAGUGAUUGAACGGGGGAAGAGAACACGACGAGCAGAGCCCUGGGCUACAUUGGCAGCCAGCCCAAUACUCAAGACGAGACCACGGCUCGCUCACAAAAAUUAAUCAUCUUUGUUUCAAUAGGCCUCUUCUCCUUCGAGCCUUAGGACGGCGGGAGAUCGAAAUUCCGGCAAAACAGCAGCUUGACGGCUUCGGCAGGGACAAUGCUGUAGCAGAUCUCGGAUAUCUGCAGGAUUAGAAGUGCAAAUACGCAUGCAGAUGCAAUGAAUCAAAUACGUGGUGAAGCACACUGGGCAAAAUGCCUGCGCAGAACAUGAGCCCUAUGAUAUCAGACCCAAUCUCGUCAAGCAGCAUUCAAAAUUUGAUUCCUG